AACACAUUUAUUUUUAUGGCGCGUAUAAAAUUUAUGUUUUAAUAUACUUAUAUAUUUUAUAAGAAAAUGCGUUGAAAAUGUGGAGGUACAUAUUGCUGGCUGCUUUGUCCAUAACAGAUGGAGAUCUGAUUCAAAAACCAUUUGUAGAACAUUCUAGAAGCAAAAGAGAUGUGGGUGGCACGCUCAAUAUAGUCACGAAUCAUGCGCAGCCUAUACACGCAGACGUCAAACCUGAGGCUUCGGAGAUAGCUGAAAAGAUUUAUACAUGGGUCAACUUAAUAAUGAAGUGUGCGUACUUGAAGCUGCCUGAAUGCGAGUCGCUGUCAAAGAAAUUGGCUCACGGGGUGACGCCUCCCAAGGAUGCAAUAUACGAAGUAAAGUCCGGCAGGAAGUCCUUUCCCCUGACAGACACCUUGGAUCUCAUCAGAAGUGUUAGCAGAGUGACGUCACUAGUAAUACUACUCAUAUCCGCUGUUAUAGAGUUCUUCCCGUUAAUAGAACACCUAUACAAUAUUAUCAACUUGUAUAUAUCAGGUUAGCUCUUCUAUCAGUAAAUGAAUAAAUACUGA
Molecule: messenger RNA, 569 nt
Organism: Plodia interpunctella (Indianmeal moth)
Lineage: Eukaryota; Metazoa; Arthropoda; Insecta; Lepidoptera; Pyralidae
Exons: 4
Coding region: 78-539 (153 amino acids)
Source: RefSeq, a predicted model, not a curated record